This is a messenger RNA of Gossypium raimondii (Peruvian cotton), 3267 nucleotides long. Its product is annotated as disease resistance protein RPP8-like. Gene Ontology annotation, biological process: defense response to other organism. NCBI's taxonomy places the organism in Eukaryota, Viridiplantae, Streptophyta, Magnoliopsida, Malvales, Malvaceae. The coding region runs from base 288 to 3071 and encodes 927 amino acids. The record is from RefSeq and is a predicted model, not a curated record. The transcript has 2 exons. Gene Ontology annotation, molecular function: ADP binding.
CUGUAGCUGUUGAACCAGUUUUCAUUGAUGAAGUGAUUGGUUAGUAAUUUGAUCAGAUUCUACAGAUUUUCAUUAAUGAAGUUUAGUUAUCCAACGUUUUGUCUGAUUGAUCAUAGUUUUUUUCCUUGAUAAUCUAAUUAUGGUGGGUGAUGUGUUGGUUGAUAUUAAUUUACCGUAUGAAUUCAAAGUGCUUAUUUAGUCUUUCAUGAGAAUUCACAACAUCCACUGUUGCUGAAACUCUCUCAAUUUCCAGGAUUGUUUUAAGAGUUCAUCAAUCAGUUUGAGAUAUGGCAGGUGCUAUUGUGUCCUUAGCUGUGGAAAGAAUUUCAGAUUUGCUCAUCCAUGAAGCAGUUUUUCUCAAAGAUGUGAAAGAUCAAGUUGAGAGCCUAAAGGCUGAACUGAAGCGUAUGGAGUGCUUCUUGAAGGACGCUGAUCGUAACCCAGACCAAGACGAGCGUUUCUGCAAUCGGGUGUCGGAGAUCAGAGAUCUUGCUUACGAUGCUGAAGAUGUUAUCGACUCCUUCAUUCUUGAAUGUGCACAUCAAGGAGGAUUUCAAGGAAUCGUCAAGAGAUUCACCUCCAUUUUCACCAAGCCUUUUCAUUUGCACAAAAUAGGGGUGCAGGUCAAAGUAAUCCAGAUUAAGCUUAAAAACAUUUCCAAGAGUCUUCCGGCCUAUGAGAUAUCCGGUGAAGGAGAGGGGUCUAGCUCUAUUUCUAGGGUGCAACAACGGUUAAGGAGGACAUUCUCGCAUGUUGAGGAAGAGGAUGUCAUUAGCUUGGGGGUUAGCAUCAAGGAUGUCCUAGCCCAAUUGAUGACUGAAGAUGACAGACCCCACGCCGUCGUCUCAAUAGUUGGCAUGGGGGGCAUCGGAAAGACUACUCUAGCCAGAACAGUAUAUAAACACAUUUAUGUGAGACGACAUUUCGAUUGCUUAGCUUGGGUUUCUAUAUCUCAACAAUGUAAGCCAAGAGAAGUUUUGCUUGAUGUCCUGAUGAAAGUUCAACAUGAAAGAGCAUCAAUUGAUAAUCUAAAUGAGAAUCAAUUGGUUAAAAGACUUUCAAAUGUUUUGAAAGAAAAGCAGUAUUUGAUAGUCUUCGAUGAUAUCUGGAGAAGUGAAGAUUGGGAUAUUCUUAAACCCGCUUUUCCACGAGGAAAAAAAGGAAGCAAAUUUUUGUUCACAACACGCAAUAAGAAUGUAGCUAUAGUUGCUGAUCCUUGCAACUCUCCGAUAGAGCUCCCAUUUCUUACAGAUGAUGAAAGUUGGAAGCUUUUUAGAAGCAAAGCAUUCCCUCGAAACAAGAUAGGUUCUCAUGCCUGCUUGGAAGAAUUUGAGAAAUUCGGGAGACAGAUGGUGAAGAAAUGUGGGGGCUUGCCUCUAGCAAUUGUUGUGUUGGGGGGCUUGCUAGCAACAAAACACUCAUUGGUCCAGUGGGAGAUGGUUCACAGAAAUAUCUUCAAUGGACACUUAAGAGGGUUCCAACAUGAUCAUCAAUAUGAUGCAGUGCAUGGAAUUUUGGCUUUAAGCUACAACGAUUUGCCUUACCAUUUAAAGCCAUGCUUUCUAUAUCUUAGUCAUUAUCCAGAAGAUUGGGAGAUAUCAAAGAAGGAACUUAUUCAAUUAUGGAUUGCUGAAGGUUUCAUUCCACCAUCAUUAGAAAGCACCGAAAUAUUAAUGGAGGAUAUAGGCGAACAAUUCUUAGAAGAGCUCAUAAAUAGAAGUUUGGUUCAAGUUGUUAAGCGGGACUAUACAGGAAUAAAUGUGAAAACAUGUCGGAUGCAUGACCUCUUGAGGGACUUAUGUAUAGAGAAAGCAAGAGAGGAGAAAUUCUUGGAAAUUAUUCAGCCACCAUUGACUGAAUUUAAUGUGACAUUGGAGAAAUUUAUGCUACGAAGAAUUGCUAUUCAUCCUAGCAAAAGGCAUGUUUCUUUGAAAGGAGAACAUCUAAAGCUACGUUCUUUGUUGCUAUUUCAGAAUGCGGAAUUGAUAAAACUCCACAUUUCAGAAUGCAAAAACUUCAAGUUUUUAAGGGUGUUGAAUCUUGUGAGAAGGGAUGUCGACAAAUGGCAUGUUUCAUCUGAAAUUGGUAAUCUCCAUCAUUUGAGGUACCUGAAGAUGCAAGGUAAUCAAAUCAUCUUACCCCACACCAUUGGCCAGUUGAAGAGUUUACACACUCUAUAUCUCCAAUGGGGGUCAAAAUUAGUAAUUCCUAAUGUUUUAUUCAAGUUAGAACGUUUAAGACAUAUUUUACUAUAUGCUCGAGGCUCUAAGUCGUGGAUGAAAGAAGCAUUGCAAUGGCGGUCGAGGUUUUGUUCAAACAAUGUUCAAACGUUGAAGUAUAUAGUGGUGGACAGGAAGUUAAUUGAAAACAAUAUGGUGCUUAGGUUGACUAAUAUUCAACGUUUAGGAUUAGUAUUUAAUAGACGGAAAGAUGUGAAGCCUAUCUUAAUGUUGCUGAUUAAAUUGCAUCGUCUUAGGUCAUUGUACAUGGAGUUUUAUUUGGGUCCAAUCGCAAUAUCUUCUUCAGAUUUGGAACUCCUUUCUCAAUGUCAUCACCUUUCUAAACUAGAAUUAAGAGGAGAGAUAAAAGAAGAUCUAUGUCCGAGCCAUCAUGUUUCGAAAUUUCUUCCGCCAAACAUUGUCAAGUUAACAUUGUGUUCCUCCAAGAUGAUUCAUGAUCCAAUGGGAGUAUUGAAAAAGCUGCCUUGUUUGAGGAUUCUUAGAUUAAGGGAUAAUGCUUAUGUGGGGGCUAAAAUGGUUUGCUCUAUCCAUGGGUUUCCUCAACUUGAUUCUCUUGAAAUGAUUUCUCUACGAAAGUUGAAGGAGUGGGAGAUAGAAGAAGGCGCAAUGCCACGUCUUCGAAGUUUGUAUUUCAAUGACAUUUACAACUUGAAAAUGAUUCCAGAAGGGCUAAGGUAUAUUACCACUCUCCAAGAAUUAAAACUAACAGACAUGAGGAGGUCACUAGAAGAGAAGAUUCAAGUGAAAAAUGGAACAAAAGGAGAAGAUUUCUAUAAAGUGCGCCACAUUCCCUCCAUCCAAAUCCGGAACUCACUCUUCGUAAGGCACUAAGCGAAUUGGGAUGCACAUAGCCGAGAUAGGCAGCUGCUUUGUUGGAAGAACCACCACAGCUCCAUGAAAUUGAUAAUGGUGGGUGAUUUGAGUGUCUUUAUAAACAGUUUCCUUUGCAUGUAAUCGUGGUGUGUGGGUCAUCUUUUGAUUGAGAUUUAAUCAACUGUUUCAAUUCAAAGUGCAUUGAAUGUUUACU